CAUAGGUUCAGAAUCCCUUAUCUCCUGCGUCACUAAUGAGAUGCAGAUGCCUUGGGUUAUGCCCUUAUCUCUGAUGCCCGUAUGAUGCGGACAAACAUUAUCUUGUACGAUCAUAACAAUGGCGAGUACUAGUAAGUUUCAGGCAAUCAAAUUAACAGAAGAUGAUGUUCCUGGUGCAAAAUUGAUUUAUCCAGAGGUUGAAAAUCACUCUGUUGUACAAUUAAGAAGAUCGCUACUUUGCAGAGGAGUUAAAACAUCUGGAAAUAAGUGUGAUCUAGUGCAGAGAGUAAAAGACUGCAUUUCAUCUGGAAACACGGACAUACGUGUUAGUGUUGAUGCUGGAAAAUGGAUGGACAUGAAGGCAUCAGAUCUUAAAGCAUCAACUUCAGAUGAUGCAUCAUCAAGCAACCCAAAAAUUCCCCUAGUUUGUUGGAAAAUUUUCCCAUCUACAAACUUGCCACAAUAUUUCAAUGAAGGUCAUAUUCAUCAUUAUAUAAUUGAAAGUGUGCAGUAAGUAGACCAGCCUGGAAAUGAUU
This is a messenger RNA of Saccostrea echinata, 536 nucleotides long. RefSeq lists its product as uncharacterized. The record is from RefSeq and is a predicted model, not a curated record. The transcript has 2 exons. The coding region runs from base 119 to 514 and encodes 131 amino acids. NCBI's taxonomy places the organism in Eukaryota, Metazoa, Mollusca, Bivalvia, Ostreida, Ostreidae.